Messenger RNA from Mycosarcoma maydis (corn smut), 1365 nucleotides. RefSeq lists its product as uncharacterized. Gene Ontology annotation, molecular function: N-acetylglucosamine-6-phosphate deacetylase activity. Lineage: Eukaryota; Fungi; Basidiomycota; Ustilaginomycetes; Ustilaginales. Bases 1 to 1365 code for a protein of 454 amino acids. The record is from RefSeq and is a predicted model, not a curated record. The transcript has 2 exons. Gene Ontology annotation, biological process: N-acetylglucosamine catabolic process.
AUGCCAGGCUCAACAGCAGCACCUGCUGCCUCAAGCCCAACGAGCUUGUUCCGAUUUACCAACUGCCAGGCGCUCCUACCCGACGGCACACUGCCGCGCGAUAUAACCACCUACUCGCUCCACGUCUCGCCAGAGACCGGGCGUAUCGUAGAUGGUCAAUCAGCGUUCUUCGACUCAUCGAUCGCGUUCAGUGAAACGAUUGAUUUGGAUGGCGACUACCUGGUACCUGGAUUCAUCGAUGUUCAGAUCAACGGAGGGUACGGUGUGGAUUUCAGCGAGUUCCAAGAUGGCGAUGAACAAGGCUAUUUGCGCAAGUUGGACGAGUUCAGCGCAAGAAUAUUGGAGACAGGUGUCACGAGUUUCGUUCCGACGAUCAUCACGCAGCAUGCAGACGUAUAUCGCAAGAUCUUGCCAUUAUUGGCACCUAGAAGUCGAGCCAACCAGGCCAACUCGCUCGGGUUCCACUGUGAAGGACCAUUUCUGUCUCCACACAAGAAGGGCGCACAUAGCUCAUCGCUCAUCCGUGCAGCGCCAGACGGAAUCGAAUCGCUGGAACAAGUGUACGCAAGUGGGCCACUAGGGCUGGACAUGGCAUCUCCGGCAGUGAAGCUGCUCACGUUGGCACCAGAAGUGGAGGGAAUCCUUGGUGCGAUCCCGUCCCUUGUUUCUCGCGGGGUGACUGUCUCUAUCGGCCACACGGCUAGUGGCAUCGACACGGCGCUCGCGGCCAAAGAAGCAGGAGCACGAUUCAUCACGCACUUGUUCAACGCAAUGGGGUCGUUCAACCACCGUGAUCCUGGCGUGAUCGGCCUUCUGGGAGACAGCGAAACCGAUCUGGAAGCACCUCUGCGCACCAAGCUGCGCACGAAACCCAAUUCGUCCACCAACUGCACGAUCGCAACGCCACGCAAACCACGACCUUUCUACGGGCUGAUCGCCGACGGAUAUCACUCACACCCGUGUUCGGUACGCAUGGCGUACUCCUCACACCCCUCGGGCUGCGUGCUCGUCUCUGACGCCAUGCCCUGGAUGGAUCCUUCCAAGCCCGACGGCAUCUACCCCUGGCGUGAUGCGCAAAACAUUGUGAAACUCGGCAACAAAGUCACGCUUCAAAACACCGAUACACUCGCUGGCUCAGUCGUACCGCUCAGCCACUGUGUCAUCAACCUCGCCAGGUACGCCAACAUCCCGAUCCACACAGCCGCCUACUGCGCAACCGCCACCCCGGCCUUAAUGCUCGGCUUACAUGCCACAAAGGGCUUCUUGAAACCCGGUUGCGAUGCUGAUCUCGUCGUCCUCGACAAGUUCACCGCCGAGGUCAAGCAGACCUGGGUCGCAGGCAAAUUGGUUUGGCAAAGAAAAUAA